Molecule: messenger RNA, 4166 nt
Organism: Gadus macrocephalus (Pacific cod)
Lineage: Eukaryota; Metazoa; Chordata; Actinopteri; Gadiformes; Gadidae
Gene: dtx3
Product: deltex E3 ubiquitin ligase 3
Exons: 5
Coding region: 794-1891 (365 amino acids)
Biological process (GO): protein ubiquitination; Notch signaling pathway
Source: RefSeq, a predicted model, not a curated record
UGCUUUUUUUUAGAAGAAGAAUCAAUUACAUUAUCAGUUAUUCUUGACGUACUUAGCUAGUACAUCGUUAGCAAGCAGGCUAGCUUGGGGACACUUGCAACGUGGAAAGGGGUGAUUUAUCUCUCUCGAAAAAGCUGUGAAAUAGAAUUCGUGCUUCGUGCCAGAUAAGGACAACUAGGGGAUUUAAAGCUUGAGCCCAAGGACGUACGAGUAGGCGAAGUAGUCGGACGAGUCGCACUGGGUGUAGGACGGCGAUGGCUUGUUUACCCCGGCCAGGGAUCAUGGAUUUGGAAAACGUACACGAUAUGAUCAGCGGUUUCGACUCGAUAGCAUGUCGUGACUACAAAAGAAGUCUUCUCCGCAGAUAAACUGCAGUAGCUUAAGCAAAAAGGCCUCGUCUGAUGGAGGAUAAUAGUACUCCUUAAUCCGAGCACGGUCCUCCGCCUAACUGGCAGCCACCAGCCGAAGCGAGGGAAUCAAAACACCAGAGGAAUCGCGUAUAUUGUUAACGUUUCAACGUUAAAGAAGUGUCUCGUUUCAACUGGCUGGGAAAUUGGAUCCACAAAAUAUGCCAUUUUUGGAAAACGUGUAUUGCACACCACACGGUCCAUCGGGUUUCUUCGUUAUUUCUCUUCAUCAGGAAGGUUUUAUCGCAAUUAAGGGGAUUUAUGGGAUCGCAAGUCCGCAUUUCUGAACAGCUGAUACGUCCUCAGCAAUGCCACGACACUGCCUGUUGUAUGGCUGGAAAUGUGACCCAUUAAUUUAAACUCACUUGCAAUUUUCAUCUGAUGAGAUGAGUGUGCGUGCUGGCCAGGGUAGUGAUGAGGUGCUGGUGUCUCAGGCGGUGUGGGACUACCUGGCCGCCGCCGGGCGGCCGUGGCUCGUUGACUUCCAGGACCAGCAGGGCAUGAGCGCGGGCAUCGUCCGGCGGGGUGAGAGGGGGGGCUGCUGCGCCGUGAGGCUUCAGCCUGUGGACGGCUCCAGGCGGGCCGCCCCUGGGGGUCUGACGGACGGGCCCAUCUCCAACGAGACCCGCAAAGCCUUCAUUGACUUGUGCCGCUGCGCCCGUAAAGAGAUGAGCAAGCUGGACGGCGGGCCCAAGCGGAAACGGAACCUGAACCUGCUGCCCUGCGUCGGCGUCCUGGAGGCCAGCAGCCGGGAGGGCAGUCUCCUGGCGCCGCCGCCCCCCCAGCCUCGGCGCUCGCAGCGGCAGCAGCAGCAGCGGUUCCGGAGGCCCACCGACGAGGAGGCGUGCGUCAUGCUCCACGAGGUGAGUGACCGGAAGGACCUGGAGCCCGGCACGGCGGCUUGGGGCGACGCGGACGCCAACAACGUCUGCUCCAUCUGCAUGGGGGACGUGGUGGAGAAGACCACCCUGGAGAGGUGCGGCCAUUCCUUCUGCCGCUCCUGCUUGGACCAGGCCUUCAAGGUGAAGAAGGCGUGUCCGGUGUGUCGGCUGGUGUACGGCCAGCUGAUCGGGAACCAGCCUGCCAAUGGUUCCAUGGUGGUGGAGAGAGACCCGGACCUGGAGCUCCCUGGACACGAGGGCUACGGGUGUAUCUGCAUCAUAUACAGCUUCCCCCCUGGCCUGCAAGCGCCAGAGCAUCCAAACCCAGGAGUACGGUACCCAGGAACGGACCGCGUAGCCUACCUCCCAGACAGCCCCGAUGGCAACCGUGUGCUGGGCCUGCUCCGGCGGGCCUUCGAACAGCGCCUUAUAUUUACCAUCGGUACCUCCAUGACUACUGGCAUGCACAACGUCAUCACCUGGAACGACAUCCACCACAAGACCUCGUUAUGGGGAGGGCCCCGCUGUUUUGGUUACCCGGACCCGACGUACAUGGUUCGAGUCACGGAGGAACUUCGGGAGAAGGGCAUCACAGCAGAUUGACCCCCUGGGAAGACUAUGACUGUGUGAAACCUUUUCCCAGAACUGUUACUGAGCUGGACUUGAUGAGGCUGCAGGUUCCGUUCUGAGACUAUCCCCGUUGGAAGAAGUCCAGCCGAAAAACUAGGUCCUCACAACCGAGGUCAAACUAAUUGACCCACUCGUUCCUCUGAUCCCUUCACCUCUCCUUCUCUUCUGGAAGUGGAAGUUCACCCUACUUUGUUUUGAAGGGAAUCCUUUGGAGAGCAUUGCAUUCAACCUGUCACCGAUUGCAAUUGGACUGCUCUCAUGCACUCAUUUACAAAGUCUGUUGUUUUUUUCCAUGUUCACGGUACUCAUGUCUUAUUAAGGAUAUCUCAUUUGAAUGUUUAAAAGUUUAUUGGUGUUUUUCUUUAGGGGUAACUUCCCAAAUGGGAAUACUUUUUCAAACAUCCUUCGUGUUUGUCUCUCCAAUAGGGAUUGUUGAGCAAGUCUCUUUUUUUUUUUUAUUAUGAAUUGCCCGUUAUUCAGUCCCUCCAGAAAAACGUGAUUAUGCGAUCGCAUAAUUCAACGCAUAAUCAGCCAAAGUCUGCAUAUUCAUGCAUAUUCCGCACUUUCACCGCAUAAAUUGCAGAUUUCCGCGCAAAAUAUGCGGGGCUUGCAUGUUUUCAUAAUCCACGCAUUUUCGUUGCAAAAAAGUCACAUAUACUUUAGCAGAAAGUUGAAAACUUGUUGCGGUUACUUCACACAAGAGCAGCCAUUUCCCCCUGUUGCCACGGGAACGUUAGGAAAUGACGUGAACGUCAUCGAAAAGCUGCAUUUUUCGCAAGUUCCCGCAUUCCCGCAAUUUUUGCAAGUUCCCGCGAUUUCAUCGCAUACAAUUGCAUAAAUAUGCCGCAUUUUUUAAGAAAACGUGCCGCAUAAUCAAGGAUUUUUGGCCGCAACAAUCGCAGAAAAACGCCGCAUUUUUCUGGAGGGACUGGUUAUUGUAACAAUAGUGCGGAGGAGCGCUUAGUCAAAUAGGAAAGGCGUUAAUUUUUUGUUUUGUUUAUAAUAAUCUAAAGCACUCACAGGCACUUUGGGAUAGGAGUAUGGUUGACGUUGAAAAAGCCCUGCUCUCUGCUUCCUCUCCGUCGAAGAGUGCUUGGGCCGGCCAUGGGCCCUGCGUGGCCCCAAGCUGGCGGCUUGGCCACACGUUGAUGUCACUUCGCUUGGAGCACUUCUCGUCUGCGUUUGAUCUUCCUCAUCUCCUCUCUAUCUUUUGCGCUGAAUACAGAGAAUGUUAAUCGAUGUCUAAUUACAGCACCUUGGGUUGUGUCUAAAGGAAAACCUCCCUUAAGUUCGUUUUCGGUUCUAAACCACGUAGAUGUGUCCCAGGAUUGAGCCACGACAGAUCUGUUUCGGUAGUAGGCCUACUAGGAGAUCCUUACAAGCUACUGCUUCUCGAUUUAUGACGAUGUCAAACGUAAAGGGGAUAAAGACGACUAUAAAUACCAAAUCCAAGGCACAAACGCUCUUUAAUGAUCUAUGCCGAUGUUCCUGUCACGCAGAGGAGGUGGCGGGGGGCGAUGGCCUGUGGAUAUUCUCAUUUUAAAUGAGAAAUCAGAAAUAUGAUAACUGAUUUCAAAUUAAUACAUAAUUGGUUCUUUGGUAAAUUUAUCUCAUUCGUGCCUUUCUUAUAUUCGAUUUUGAUAUAUAACAAAAUAAGCAUGUAUUACUAAUGAAUGGUUAGCAGUUCAGGUGUGCAUUGGUGUUAUUUGAUAGGUUAACAGCAUUAUCUUUGUUGCUAUACCCGGCUUUCAGUAUGGAGAAAAUACAUACAGUUCAUGAUUAAUAUAUAUAUAUAUAUAUAUAUACUGAUGUCUAAAUUAGCUUUUUACUCAUAAAAAUUCAUGUAGUCAAAAAGCUAUAUAGAAAAGCUAACAAACCUAAAGUCGUAUGUGUGAAGGUGCUUUGCAAAGGUACAGAAACAUGCUUGCAAAACUGACUUUUUCUAGAUACCAACAUCCAAUAAUAUAUUAUUUUCCCAUCACAACAGAUAUUAUUUUGUUAUGGGACCAAUUCAGAUAUUCUUGGGACACAGGAUUGUAGUUUACUAAAGCUACCAUGCAAACAUUUCUAUGCAGUACAUGAAAGUGGCCAGGGGGGGACAGUUGGAGAGAUUGCACAUUGCAAAUUGAUUGUUGAAAAGUGAGUUUUGCUUUUCUAAUUACGUUGAUUCGUACUUGGUCUGUUCUGAAAUUCAAAACAAUGUGCUUUACAUUUUAAUACUUGAAUAAAAGUUAUGUUCUGUUUCCGA